UGGAUUUAGUUGAAGUUUGAAGUUUACUUGAGGUGAUGUAUGCCUAGUCUUGAAGAUAUUUAUGAAGGCAAUUCUAAUAUUGACAAACUUGGCUUCAACCUAUUGUUUUAAACGCGUCGCCUCGUUCCACUUUUGAAUCUGAUAAGAAUUAUUGCUUGACUCAUUUGCCUUAUUUGAAGUGGAAUCGAAUUAGAUUAUUUUCUGUCUAAAUCCGUGAUCGCAUUCAAAGGCUAUCCUACGGCGUUUUCGAUGGAGAGGAACAUUCAGGUCUUCACUGCCAUGGAUUGUUCAUUGUGCACUGAUGUACCACCUGUAUAAGCCCAACCAUGUCUCAGUCUAAACCAAGCCUUAAAAACCAGAAAUGGAAGAAAGCGCAAUUCAAACUAGCAGCAGUAACUGGGGUGCACCGGCGAAAACCUCCCACGCGAUUGUCUGGGACAGCAAAAUCGAGUCUUGGAACAGCCGGCCUUCAUGGACCUGGGUCACAGAUGUUUCGAGAUACUGCAUCCAUUCAUACCUCGGGUUCUAAUAUUGUGCGGGAGAUGUACCAACCUAAGUUUGGAUACAAUACAAAGACCAUGCAGAGGUUUAUGGAGUACCUAAAAAAGACAGACCUUGAGUCCGUGUUCCAAGUCCUCCUAACAAUACUACUCAACCGGAACGAACUCCCUUAUAACCCUUACCCAGGAUUUGCAGAGAAGAUCUAUCCCUAUGUUGAGAAGUUUCAUCUGUAUCAGAUUUCUGAAGAGAAAAUACAACACAUGUUACGUAACAGCCUGAAGGAGACCAGAGUAGCCCACCUGUUUACUGUGCGUAACAUUGAGAUGGUGUGGGGACUGUCUAGUGUCCUUAGAGUGGUCAGUGCACAGAGACUAAUCCGUUAUAAAUGGCUGGUGGAUGACUUAAUCAUUGACCCUAAGAAGCUGACUUUAGAGGAAGGGUACACUGCAGAUGUAAUCAUCUCUCUGGUUGGGCCCUGCGUGUUUGAAGGAACUUUUUUCAGCACUGCUCAUCAUCUACAAAUCCGUAAAGAAUAUGUUUUGUAUGGUGAAGAUAGUACCAAGGGUGUGGCUGAAUUUGUACAAAUUGUCGAAGUUGAAAUCAAUGAGAUGUACACAUCAAAACAACACCAAAUCCUGGGCGUGAACAUGCUUGUCAGUGAUGUGGAGGGAACAGGAGAGCAUCAAGAGUUUUGGGAGCCAGACAGGAUAACACAAGAACAGGAGAUUUUUGAGAAACAAAUGACGGACACUGUACAGAGCAAUAAGUUCAUCAAAAUGGAGUGUGUGUUCCUGUUAGACCCAAACUACCCAAAGUACAUCAGGGGUCAAAUCCAGUAUGGCCUCAACUUCAUCACAAUCAAUGAAAAGAAAGGGGAAGAACUAGUGACAAGUUUCUGUGAGUUUCCCAUGGCGACGCUACAUGAGGGAGUGUUCCUUAAACUUAGCCAUGGGGAGGCCUACAUGGCGCUUUAUAUGCCUUGGCUGGCAGUCCAUCAGAAGGAAAACAAAGAGAGGGAUGAUUUGUUUUAUAUCAGUGGAAAGCAUUUGGGUGAGGAGGAAGAGGAGGAGUAUGUUCUUGAGGAUCUGGAGAUCGACUCCGCUAGAGAGCAUGUGUUUGAUCGCUUUGACCCAAUCAAACCUCGUAGGGUCAAGAUUGAUGGGUUUGGUGGUAUGCGUGAAACCCAGGACAGUCCUUACGCUUCUAAUAUUAUCACACCUCUAAGAUCCAUGCUAGAGAUGAGAGCAGCAACAGAGAGUGUGAAGAUAGCAACAACUCUAGAUGCCUGCUACACCUCCAUUCUGCUUCUGCUGCUGAAGAACAGAAAUGAUAACGACAAGAAAUUAGAAAUGGAGAUUUAUCGUUUGAUGCAUGGAACUGCUGGUCGGGUGUAUGACCUAAUGGAACAGAAUAAAAGUGUUCGCUACAUCAUCAAAGGCUUUUCUAAUACUAAAGAAGUUGGUGUUAUACGGGAACACCUCGUGACGUACAGGGACGCCAUAAUGAACCUGUUUGACAGUAGUCUGAAUGUUCGUAGUAGUGAGUAUAUUACCGUGGGCCGGGCAAUGGCUGCCCAAGUGGACGACAUGAUCCCAGAAAAGUCUGACGUGUUUGCUACUGUUCCUCACAUAGAGAUGGCGCUACAGAGGCUGAGCAGUUUGAACUGGUACUGUCAAGCCCUAUUUAUACAGGUAGUGGGCGACACCUUACCAGAGUUACCUGUCCUACAGAGCUAUUUAGAGAAUUUGCGUUUGGAAUCGUCCAAUAAGGGCGCAGCUGCGACAAGACUUCGUGAGAGACCAGAUGCUUUGGGGAAAAAUUUUGACCUCAGUGACGUCAUCCAUGGUCAAGAGAGUGAAAGGAUUCAAAACCAUGAACGUUAUGUGAUAGAUGUUGCUGCCAAUAUGGUGGAAAACUUGACUGUAUCAAAACUCAUUGCCAAGGACUCUGUACUCUUAAAGUAUGUUGUGGAUACUCACCUAGACAUGGUUUGGUAUGACUUAUAUUUUAACAUGAAUUGUUUCAGUACGUUGUGGAUACUCACCUAGACAUGGUUUGGUAUGACUUAUAUUUU
Molecule: messenger RNA, 2575 nt
Organism: Mizuhopecten yessoensis (Yesso scallop)
Lineage: Eukaryota; Metazoa; Mollusca; Bivalvia; Pectinida; Pectinidae
Exons: 21
Coding region: 327-2549 (740 amino acids)
Source: RefSeq, a predicted model, not a curated record